This is a messenger RNA of Tupaia belangeri chinensis (Chinese tree shrew), 2033 nucleotides long. RefSeq names its product cadherin 20 (gene CDH20). The transcript has 10 exons. Gene Ontology annotation, biological process: cell-cell adhesion mediated by cadherin; cell morphogenesis; calcium-dependent cell-cell adhesion. Gene Ontology annotation, molecular function: calcium ion binding; beta-catenin binding; cadherin binding. The coding region runs from base 126 to 2033 and encodes 635 amino acids. Lineage: Eukaryota; Metazoa; Chordata; Mammalia; Scandentia; Tupaiidae. The record is from RefSeq and is a predicted model, not a curated record. Gene Ontology annotation, cellular component: adherens junction; plasma membrane; catenin complex.
UCCAAAAAAACUGUUUUUGUUUUUGUUUUGUUUUGUUUUGUUUUUGUUUUUGUUUUUAAUUGGAAAAUACAUUCAUCCAGCGGCUUAUCAUCCUAUACUUUGCUUUCUGAGAACCUGGCAAUCCCAUGUGGACUUCUGGUAGAAUGAGAAAUGCAAAGAGCUGGCUUGGACUCGGCAUGUCCUUGUACCUCUGGGGAUUGAUGGACCUUACAACCACCGUUCUCUCCAGCACCCCAACAUCAAGAGGUGAAUUAGAAACGCUCCUAUCAGAUAAGCCACAGUCACACCAACGAACCAAGAGGAGCUGGGUUUGGAACCAGUUUUUCGUUUUGGAAGAGUAUACUGGAACCGACCCUUUGUAUGUCGGCAAGCUUCAUUCAGAUAUGGACAGGGGAGAUGGCUCCAUCAAAUAUAUUCUCUCAGGAGAAGGCGCAGGCAUCGUGUUUACCAUUGACGACACCACUGGAGACAUCCACGCCAUCCAGAGGCUCGAUCGAGAGGAAAGAGCCCAGUACACUUUAAGGGCUCAAGCUCUGGACAGACGGACGGGCAGGCCAAUGGAGCCAGAGUCAGAGUUCAUCAUCAAAAUCCAAGAUAUCAACGACAAUGAGCCCAAGUUCCUGGAUGGCCCUUAUGUUGCCACUGUGCCAGAAAUGUCACCAGUGGGCACCUCUGUUAUCCAGGUGACAGCCACAGAUGCUGAUGAUCCGACCUACGGCAACAGCGCCCGGGUGGUAUACAGCAUCCUCCAGGGCCAGCCAUAUUUUUCUGUGGACUCCAAAACAGGUGUCAUUAGGACAGCGCUCAUGAACAUGGACAGAGAAGCCAAAGAAUACUAUGAAGUGAUUAUCCAAGCCAAGGACAUGGGAGGGCAGCUUGGAGGGCUGGCUGGGACUACGACAGUCAACAUAACCCUCUCGGAUGUCAAUGAUAACCCACCCCGCUUCCCCCAGAAACACUAUCAGAUGAGUGUGUUAGAAUCGGCUCCAAUUAGCUCCACUGUGGGAAGAGUGUUUGCCAAGGACUUGGAUGAAGGAAUCAAUGCAGAGAUGAAAUACACUAUCAUUGACGGAGAUGGUGCAGACGCCUUUGACAUUAACACAGACCCCAAUUUCCAAGUUGGCAUCAUCACUGUGAAGAAGCCCCUGAGUUUUGAAAGCAAGAAAAGCUAUACCCUAAAGGUGGAGGGAGCAAAUCCUCACCUAGAGAUGCGCUUUCUGAACCUGGGCCCAUUCCAGGACACGACAACUGUGCACAUCAGUGUGGAGGAUGUGGACGAACCCCCUGUAUUUGAACCUGGCUUUUAUUUUGUGGAGGUGCCCGAGGAUGUGGCAAUUGGAACGACCAUACAAAUCAUUUCUGCCAAGGACCCAGAUGUGACCAACAACUCAAUCAGAUACUCCAUUGACAGGAGCAGUGACCCUGGAAGAUUUUUCUAUGUUGACAUUACAACAGGUGCCCUAAUGACCGCAAGACCCCUAGAUCGGGAAGAAUUUUCUUGGCAUAAUAUUACUGUUCUUGCUAUGGAAAUGAACAAUCCCUCCCAGGUUGGAAGUGUCCCUGUCACAAUCAAAGUCUUAGAUGUGAAUGACAAUGCUCCUGAAUUCCCAAGAUUCUAUGAAGCUUUUGUCUGUGAGAAUGCCAAAGCAGGGCAGCUGAUCCAGACAGUGAGUGCAGUGGACCAGGAUGAUCCACACAAUGGCCAGCAUUUCUACUACAGCUUAGCUCCAGAGGCUGCCAACAACCCCAACUUCACUAUCAGGGACAACCAAGACAACACUGCCCGGAUUCUAACCAGGAGAUCUGGCUUCCGGCAGCAAGAACAGAGUCUCUUCUACCUGCCCAUCCUGAUAGCAGACAGUGGACAGCCAGUGCUGAGCAGCACAGGGACGCUGACUAUCCAGGUGUGCAGCUGUGAUGACGAUGGUCACGUUAUGUCCUGCAGCCCCGAGGCCUACAUGCUCCCAGUCAGUUUGAGCAGAGGAGCCCUCAUUGCCAUCUUAGCCUGCAUCUUUGUCCUCUUGGGUGAGUAA